Molecule: messenger RNA, 1434 nt
Organism: Talaromyces stipitatus ATCC 10500
Lineage: Eukaryota; Fungi; Ascomycota; Eurotiomycetes; Eurotiales; Trichocomaceae
Exons: 3
Coding region: 1-1434 (477 amino acids)
Biological process (GO): mitotic spindle organization
Cellular component (GO): cytoplasm; dynactin complex
Source: RefSeq, a predicted model, not a curated record
AUGUCUCUAAACAAGAAAUACGCCAAUCUACCUGAUCUGGAUCUUGCACCAGAUGUGUACGAAACCCCAGACUUGACCGAUGGCGCAUCCACAGUUCCAACAGCUACUAUACGCACAAAUUCCGACUCUGACGACGAAUCCAACCCCGAUAUUGACCGCAACAACCUAAACACAGACGAAGCAAGGUUACAUUUCCUUCGCGCCAGCGGCGUCAGUGCGCGCGAAGUUGACUUUUCCGACACAAUUGCCACUAAGCGAAAAGCAUAUAAAUCGCGUUCGGGACAUAGGAGACGCCGCAGUGUUGGCGGAACCGAGGAGAUAGGGGAUAUCAGUGACAGCGAUGCGGACGGUCAGGAAUCGUUCGAGCGGAAGUUAGCUCGACUCAGGCGGGAAACGGAGGAGCUGAAAGCGGAACUUCAGAAGAGAGACCAAGCUGGACAGAAGGAUGGGGUGGAGGAUGAAGAAACAGAAGAAGAAGAUGAUGAUUAUGAUGGGAUUAAUGAACUCAGCAAGGCCCUGGAUAGCAUUCAUAGCUCGUCUACUCGUGCUGACAAAACAUCGGACGCUAUUCUUUCGCGCAAACUAGCAGCGGCUGUUAACAUAUCGAGCAAGGACACAAACACAACAACAACAGAGAAGAAGGCAUCACCGCCUACAUUGACACCAACACCAUCCUCAUCCGGCCUCCUUGAACAUGCAGCGUCGUUCGAUACCCGGCUCACACUGAUGGAAGCCGCAUUGGGCAUCUCGAGCGGUUCGAAUCCAUUCUUUGCGGCAAAAGACACCCAGCCGCAACUGCAACCCGUACUACCUGCCCUCGAACACCUCACAUCUCAAAUUACGGCCUUGACAGGCACCCUCAGCAGACCAACCGCCUCAUCCACCGCUGCUCCGGCCACAACAACCGCACAACUCGAAUCAUUAUCCUCGCGGAUCAAACGACUCACUGCCGACGCUGAAAAUCUAGCCAACGCACGACGCCGCGCCAGCGAAGUCGCUGCCAGAGCUCAACCUGACUCCCCAUCCGGCGACGCCUUUGCAUCCGCAUCACCUUCUUCUGGUGCGACAGAAGUCAACAACGCAGAUCCGAUAGCACGCACCCAACGAGACGAACAAGCAUCCAAGAUACAAGCUCUCUACGCAACUAUACCGACUAUCCAAUCCCUCCACCCUCUCCUCCCAAGUGUCCUGGAACGCCUCCGCUCCCUCCGCGCCAUCCACGCUGGCGCAGCACAAGCCAGCGAAACCCUAGACGCACUCGAGAAAGACCAAGCAGAAAUGAGUAAAGAGAUAGAACAAUGGCGCGAAGGAUUGAGAGUUGUCGAAGAAAAAGUCCGAGAAAGUGAGGUUUCUAUGAGGAAGAAUAUUGAAUAUGUUGGACCGUGGGUGGAUGAUCUGAAGAAGAGGAUGGAUAGGUUGGAGAAGCAGUUUUGA